Messenger RNA from Eublepharis macularius, 1349 nucleotides. RefSeq names its product BUD23 rRNA methyltransferase and ribosome maturation factor (gene BUD23). The transcript has 12 exons. The record is from RefSeq and is a predicted model, not a curated record. Gene Ontology annotation, cellular component: nucleolus. Gene Ontology annotation, molecular function: rRNA (guanine) methyltransferase activity. Gene Ontology annotation, biological process: rRNA (guanine-N7)-methylation. Lineage: Eukaryota; Metazoa; Chordata; Lepidosauria; Squamata; Eublepharidae. Bases 29 to 874 code for a protein of 281 amino acids.
GCGUGUGCGGCUGACGUAAGCGAGGAAGAUGGCGGCCAGCGGGAAGCGGCCGGAGCACCGAGGGCCCCCUGAGUUGUUCUAUGAUGAGACUGAAGCCCGGAAAUACACACACAACUCUCGGAUGAUUGAGAUCCAGUCACAGAUGUCUGAACGGGCCGUGGAGCUGUUGGGUCUCCCAGAGGACCGUCCAUGUUUCUUACUGGAUGUGGGCUGUGGCUCUGGUUUGAGCGGGGAUUACAUCUCUGAGGAGGGACAUUACUGGGUUGGCAUGGACAUCAGCCCUGCUAUGCUAGAUGUGGCUAUCGAAAGAGAAGUGGAAGGAGACCUGAUGCUUACUGAUAUGGGCCAGGGGAUUCCCUUCAGGCCUGGGGCAUUUGAUGGCUGCAUCAGUAUUUCAGCUGUGCAGUGGCUCUGCAAUGCUGACAAGAAGACACACCGUCCUCCAAAGCGAUUGUAUCGAUUCUUCUCUACUCUUUAUACUGCUCUGGCCCGAGGAGCCCGAGCUGUUCUGCAACUUUAUCCAGAAAACUCUCAGCAGCUGGAACUCAUCACCACCCAGGCCAUGAAAGCAGGCUUCACGGGCGGCAUGGUGGUGGAUUAUCCCAAUAGCGCCAAAGCCAAGAAGUUCUUUCUCUGUCUCUUUGUUGGUCCAACUGCUGUUUUGCCAAAGGGUCUCGGUACCGAGUGCAGUGAUGAAGAGACAGCACAAGCAAAAUUCAUACGUGAAAGAAUACGGUUUAAGAAUGCCAAAGGGCAGUCUGUGAAGAAAAGCCGGGAUUGGGUGCUGGAGAAGAAAGAACGGCGGCGACGGCAGGGCAAGGAGGUGCGGGCAGACACGAGAUACACGGGCCGAAAGCGGCGGCCUCAUUUCUGAGGACCCAUCUCACCUCUUGGACUGCUUCUGUUCCCUAGAGCAUGGCACCUGUCACCGUGUCCUCUUAUGCAGGAAGAUGCUGGCAGAGGCCCUGUGCCUGAACUUCUACCUGGGGGCAUCCACCUGCUGGAUCUAGCCUCCUUGAACUGGAGCAAGCAAGAGCUGUUCAGAGAGACAGUGUGGUACCCGCUGAUUUUGCCGAGUGUUCACCUUGCCUUGCUGCAGUCCUGUUUUCCUAAGCCCUUCUCCAGCUGGGCUUGGGAAGCUUGGUUCCCCUUACAGUACUACUCGAGCACAUGAAUUGAUCCACAGCAGCAAAGAUUGCUGGUUUGGUCAGUGCACUUUGUGAGGGAGGGUGCUUUCAAAUACUCCUUCCACCAACCAUUGUCCCAAAAUUUUAGAAACAAAAGGGCAUUGGAGAACCAGAUGGGUAAAAAAAAGCCCCUGGGGAACUUAAAUAAAAAUGUUGACUCAC